Molecule: messenger RNA, 972 nt
Organism: Lithohypha guttulata
Lineage: Eukaryota; Fungi; Ascomycota; Eurotiomycetes; Chaetothyriales; Trichomeriaceae
Exons: 1
Coding region: 1-972 (323 amino acids)
Source: RefSeq, a predicted model, not a curated record
AUGACGUUGAUCUCUGGCAUGGUGCAGCGAAGAGGAGGGUCUACGCUUCCGUCUCUAGACAUUCUCCGUGUCUACGAUGACUGGGAGUCUCCCACAAACGCAAAGGGCGAAAACUGGUUGCAAGCGAUUCUGUCGGCAUCUGAAGUCUCAAAAGGUAUUCCAGAAGACUGGAUGAUCUGGCGCGACCUGCCUGAUGGAUCAUCGGUCCUGACACAUGUUCUAGAGCUCUCCUUGACUGCACCCAUUUGCAAUGAGGAGGAAAUGACUAAGUUGAUUCAGAUGUGUCCGAACCUGCAGUCCUUGACGUAUUCCGACUAUGGAUAUUGCUAUAAACAGCCCAGCGAUGCCAUGCCACCCCGCAUGACAGCAAAGGAUGUUGUCGAAUGUUUGGUACCCAGACAGAAAACUUUGCGGUCCCUUGAGCUGUCCAUGUCAUUUCCUGCUACACAAUGUAAAUUGGACCAAUUCCCACAGGAAUGGAUGAUCAGCGAUCUCAGAGAACGGACAGAGCUGCAGGAGCUAACGAUCGACCGCUACGACCUGGUGUCAAGCUGGGGCGUUGAAAGGCAGUACACCGAGAGCGGUCGUAACGGCUGCUUUGAUUUCCUGCACGGCUGUCGUGUCGAAAGAGCACUCGAGAUCCUUGAACGACCGUCUAGUCCUUUCUUGUGGAAACUACCGUCGUCUCUACGAACCCUUUGCAUUGAGAGGGGAGACCGUAGCCUAUUACCAGAACUUGAACGCCUUCCUGAAUUCAUCGUUGCAAGAGGUUUACCCGACCUGAGAAAUGUGAGUCUGCCAAAAUGGUUUUGCCAAGGCCUUCAUGGUGGGGUGCCACGUUUGAAAGCCCUGGGCGAGGAGCUAUGGAAGGAACAUGGAGUAAUAUUCAAAGUUGAGUUGAAGGGUGACUACACUAGCCCUCCUCACUGGCUAUGCUGGCCUGCCGAUAGUGUCGUGUGCUCCCAAAAAUAG